Molecule: messenger RNA, 876 nt
Organism: Morchella sextelata
Lineage: Eukaryota; Fungi; Ascomycota; Pezizomycetes; Pezizales; Morchellaceae
Exons: 1
Coding region: 1-876 (291 amino acids)
Source: RefSeq, a predicted model, not a curated record
AUGUCGGAACAUGUCCAUGUCGAUUAUCAACAACUCAAUGAUAAUCUCCAAAGAUUUUUUGAAGCGCAUCCACAGGUCGAUCACGUUGUCGGAGCUGAAGCCUAUGCGCUUCUUCAACAAUGUCAAAAUGGUCUUAUCCAAUACGCAACGGAUUUACAGGAGGUAGAAGCGGAAGCUGAGAGGGCAAGAAGGAUGUUUGAACGAGAUCUUACUGCUGCCCGAGCUCAACGAACUGCUGUUGAGGUUGUGGCCCCUGACGAAGAACCUAUUGGAAACAAUGCUCCACCUGUACCUCCAGCACCCCCAGUUACAGGUACCACCUAUCGGUCGGAGAAACUCCCAGACCCCGACGUGUUCAGAGGGGAUCGUGAUCGAGAAAGGUUACACUUAUUUAAACAACAAAUGAAAAUUAAGCUACUAGGAAACAUCGAUCGCUAUCCCACACUACAGUCUAAACUAUCAUACGCGUUCAGCAGAUUGGAAGGCGCUGCUGCCAAUCAGUUCUUACAGUACAUGGGAGAAGAAGGUAUUGCCUUACCCUCUAUGACACGAUUUUAUGAGAUUCUGGAUACAGCUUUUGGAGACCCCGAUCGAAUGCGUACAGCUAGAAGGAAUCUUCGAAACAUCAGACAACGCACUCGAACCUUUGCCGAUUAUUUCGCUGAAUUUCAACGGUAUGCUGCUGAGUCGGGUAUGGAUGAAGUCUCUCGGAUUGAGGCUUUGAUGGAAGGAAUUAAUGGGGAACUGGACGAAUCUGUGAGGGAUGCGUACCAGACCACAAGAGUACACUACGCAGAGCUCAGAGUUCGGCUAACAGCUACAAAGGUAGAAGUCUCCAAGGUCUCUUCAGUCAACGUCGAGUAUGAUUCUCCUUGA